AUGAAAUCGAUUAUAUUAUUAUUAUCAAUCAUCGCCUGCUCGUCUGGUGAUAAGUUGAAUAGAGCAUACCUCCCCCCAGAACAUGCUCAAAGUUCAAGCGGAUCAGAAUUUCUCGAAACUCCGAUUUCUCAACCGAUUGUUGUAGAAGACGUCGCCGUUUAUCACAAAUCAAAUGGUGACAAUAGAAUAAAUUUAAACCAACAACCAAUAAAUGGAUACAUUCAAAUUGGAAGUCAUGGUAGUAGCUUUGCCCAUGGCGUUGCAACGCAUGAAAACGCUCAUUAUCACGAAGAAAAUGUGAAUGUUGUUGAACAGAGACCGGAACGCCCCCAAGCGGCUAAAGAAAGACACGCAGCUGUUCUUCGUCAGGAGUACGAGAACGACGGUAAAGCGUACGCAUAUGCAUAUGAGACCGAAAAUGGUAUUUAUGGCGAAGAAAAUGGUGUAGCGAAAAAUGGUGUCAUUGCAGAAGGUGCAUAUUCUUACACUGGUGACGAUGGAAUACAAUACAGUAUCAGAUAUACAGCUGACGAAAAUGGCUUCAGACCCCAAGGUGACCAUUUACCUACACCUCCUCCCAUUCCUGAAGAAAUCCUCAAGUCUCUAGAACAAAAUGCCCGUGAUGAAGCAGCUGGAAUUUAUGAUGAUGGAUCAUACAGUGAAGAAAAAUAUGGCGAAAAAGCUGAAUACAUCACAAACCACGGCAGCAUUGAGCAGCAUACAAAUGUUGUACACGAUGAACACGAACACCCAGAAAACGUUGAAGAAGGAGACAAGAUCGUCACCGAUGCGAUUCUUGUACCUGAACCUGGCUUCCAAAGACCUACAUACAGGGAUCCUGGUCUAAGACAGCAAGUGAUUGUAAAUAUCCCUGUUAAUAAAGGCUAUUUGCCACCAAUUCACCAGCAAACUUUAGAAAAUCGAUCAUCUAAUGGUGGAAAACUAGUAUUCGGUACGAAGAAUCGCAAGCCCAGCUUUAACGCAAAGAGUGGAUAUAAGUAUUAA
Molecule: messenger RNA, 1005 nt
Organism: Nymphalis io (European peacock)
Lineage: Eukaryota; Metazoa; Arthropoda; Insecta; Lepidoptera; Nymphalidae
Exons: 4
Coding region: 1-1005 (334 amino acids)
Cellular component (GO): chitin-based extracellular matrix
Molecular function (GO): structural constituent of chitin-based larval cuticle
Source: RefSeq, a predicted model, not a curated record